This is a messenger RNA of Geodia barretti, 1914 nucleotides long. The record is from the annotation of a GenBank genome assembly. Lineage: Eukaryota; Metazoa; Porifera; Demospongiae; Tetractinellida; Geodiidae.
UCCUAUGUUAGACUUACAACCCCCCCCUCACACACACACACCAGCUCAUCUUCUUUGCCAACACAAAGCUACCUCUGACUCAGUUCGUGGAGAGCAACCACAAGACGUUUGUUCACCUGUUCAUAGAGAACCCCGCAAAGCCCACGAUGUAUGAGCCCAUCCCCGCCCCCAUAUCAACACUGUACACUGUGGACCAGCUCUACAGUCAGAUCAACUUCACCGUCCACAGAUACUACCACCUGUCGGAUGAGGCGCUGGGGCAGUAUGGCUACUCCUGGCGGGACAGUAACCCUUUCACUGAUCUGAACGUUCUUCACAUGGAGAUUCUCCAGUUUGAUGACAGCUCCAUUAAUCCCACCACCAAGACCGCCCACUUUAGUCACGGAGAGCACUGGCAUCAGUAUGUCUUGAAUGAGGAUAUCAGCUCAGGGUUCUUGAACAAGUCUGAGUUGAAAAGUAACCUAACCAGUAUCCAGAAGAUGAAGAUAGCGUUUGACCUCAGCUCCAUUUAUGUCAGUCAACACACUGCUCCAAAGUGCUUUCUAUUUCAGAUUGAGAUCAUGAUAACCAACGACAUUGCCAGUGGAAAUAUGCCUGUGUGCAUGACGCUCAAGACCCAGCAGAGUGCCUGUCAUAACCACACCAAUGCCGAACCAAUUGUGAAUAACUGUAGUGCAAAAUUUUCAAGGCCCAUUGCUUUUUUGAGACGUAAAUUCACGAGAAUUAUGGUCAUAAGGUGGCGGUGAUAAGUACAACAUGAUCGGUCUUGAAGCUCUUGACAUCUUUGUCGGAAUAUUUGCGACCAUCUCCACCAUCAUGCACCUCCGUUCCCUAGUCAAGUCGGCCUACUUUGCCCAGAUAGUGCGGGCCUUCUUCCUCCAGAAGUUCAGCUACAGACUCAAGUGGAAGCACCUGAUGCCACUGUUCAAUCUCUGGUUCACGGGAGUCAUCCUUGGGAACUGCCUCGCCACCGUCGGAGCACUGCUCAGAUUGAUCAUCUUUUUUGAGCCGUCCACAGACUCAAUGAACAUGGUUGACAUUACCAGCAUCAUAGUGGGCCUGGCGGUGUUUGCCCAGUGGUGCGGAAUUCUCCGUUUUCUCAGCUAUUUCGACAAGUACAACAUGCUCCUGCUCACUCUGAGGCUCUCAAUUCCCCAGUGUGGUGAGGUUCUUUGUGUGUGCCGGGAUCCUCUACUUGGCCUUCCUCUUCUGUGGAUGGCUGGUCCUGGGAGCCUACCACCCUAAGUUUGUGGAUCCCAGCACGACCUCAGAGAACCUGUUUGCUCUCCUGAACGGAGACGACAUCUACAACACUUACCAGGAGAUGUCUAGAGCCUCCUUCUCUGCCUGGAUCUUCUCCAAGGUGUACCUGUAUACAUUCAUCUCCCUGUUCAUCUAUGUUGUGCUCAGUGUCUUCAUCUCUCUCAUCUCUGACACCUACGAGACACUCCACGGAACACUGGAACGUGAGGUCCAAGGGACUGCUGCUGGACUUGCAAUGGCCAGUUGGGCCGGGGUCCGUGCAGCUAGGGCCAGGGCCUACAGGGCACCGGGACUCCACUGACGAUGAGGAUAAGGACUACGAUAUGAUUAGGAACUUGCAGAGUCCUCGCGAUAAUGGAGCGAACAGAGGGAGAGAGGCAGCCUCUGCUGGGCAUGGGGUGGGAGGGUGUGUGGUAAACUGCCCUGCCCAUUCUCGAAUCACCUCGGUUUGCUCGUGCCAACCAGAGUGCAGAGUUCACCAUUGCGCGACCCUCCUUCACCAACACAAGACCCACCAGAAGUUCCUCUCCAUACUUGAAGACGGGACAGGUAGUACCCUCACACAUUGUAUGUAUAAUUAUAGCUCAUGUUAUAGAGCUUUUAUUAUUUCAAGUUUGUAUAGAUCGGUUAUACUAUCAUCCAUCUUCGUGG